CCAAACUGUAACACAGAAGAGGAAAAAAGCCAUUCCAAUUAUUGGAGCACCAAGCAGCACGCUAGAGACCCAGAAGCAGAGAACCAUGCCAAAGCCAGAGAGCAAACCAUUCGGACCAGGGAGGAACAAGUUGACAGAAGAAUGAAAGAAGUUAACACAAAACCACGCAGAGAACAGCAGAUCACAUUUGACAUCCUCAGCAGCCCCCAGGAGAACAACAUCCACUUAAGAUCCACUCCACCAACAAGCUGCUGAAGAAGCCAGGGAUGAGCCAGCUAUAAUCUGCAAACCCAGAAACCAGGAAGGAGAAUCGGACUUGCAGAAGCCAGCAUGAGGCAGACGGCAACCCAGCGCCAGGGCAUUUGUCACACCCUGGUAGCUAGCUACAUAGUGAUAUGCACAAGAGAAAUAUAAUUCAGUACAGGAGCAGCUAUGGCUUUGCACACAGCUCUUUCCCAACUCAUGUCGCUGGUGGAGAUACUACUAAUAGUUGCUAUUGCAGCAACAGCAGUAUCGCCUAGAGCCAAACCUGGCUGUAACGAUACCUGUGGAGACCUCAAAAUUCCAUAUCCAUUUGGUACAACAUCUGAUUGUUACUUCAAUAAAGAUUUCUUCAUCAACUGCAGCUAUCUUUACAAUCCUCCCAAACCAUUCUUGCGGAGAUCAGAUGUCCAAGUUACAAGAAUAGGCUUUAAUGGUAGUUUGGUGGUUCUGUUGCAAGUAACAAGAGACUGCUACGAUGUCAAUGGCUAUACCGACAAUGUCGAUAGCUGUUCCAGCUGGUCCAGAUCUUUAUCCAGAUUCAGUGUCUCCAACACUGAAAACAAGUUUACAGUCAUUGGCUGUGACAGUUAUGGUUACGUUGAAGGUUCUAUAGGUGAAAAAAUUUACAGAACAGGGUGCUUAACCAUUUGUGAGAACAAAAACUCUGUGUACAACGGAUCCUGCACUGGAAAUGGAUGUUGCCAGAUAGAUAUUCCUAAAGGCCUAACACAAAUCAAUGUGUCAGCAUAUAGCUUUAAGAAUCACAGUUUAGUAUCGGGGUUCAAUCCAUGCACCUAUGCCUUUGUUGCUGAGAAAAGCCGUUUCAAUUUCUCCACAGAUUACCUUUCCAAAUUAACACAAGAUCAGUUUCCUCUGGUGCUAGAUUGGACAAUACCUGUCAAUGAAACCUGUGAAGAAGCGAACAGCACAUCAUGUUACGCUUGUAAGGAAAACUCAGAGCGUUAUGUACGUGAGGAUUACGGAGGGUAUCUUUGCAGAUGCAAGAACGGUUACGAAGGGAACCCGUACCUCUCCAAUGGUUGCCAAGAUGUCGAUGAAUGCUCGGGCCCACACAACUGUACGCAUAUAUGCAACAAUGAAGAAGGGAGUUAUUCAUGCAAGUGCCGCGAGGGCUUCCACGGUGAUGGCCGAAAAGACGGAGAAGGUUGCAUCCCUGAUGUUCAUUUACUCGUCAAAGUCGCUUUGGGUGUUGGCAUAUCCCUUGCGGUUCUGCUUGUGAGUAGCACCUGGCUCUACUUGGUUUUGAAGAAGAGAAAGCUCAUGAAACUUAAAGAGAAGUUCUUUAAGCAAAACGGUGGUCUCCUUUUACAACAGGAACUCUCAAAACGAAGUAGAUCUUCUGAAAAAGCAAAAAUUUUUACAGCAGAGGAACUCCAAAAGGCUACUGAUAACUAUGAUGAUAGUAGAAUCAUUGGCCAGGGAGGUUUUGGCACAGUAUAUAAAGGAUUUCUAACUGACAGUAGCUCAGUUGCCAUAAAGAAGUCCAAAAUAAUAGAUAAAAACCAAACUGAGCAAUUCGUUAAUGAAGUAGUUGUGCUCUCACAAAUUAACCAUAGAAAUGUGGUCAGGCUCUUGGGUUGUUGUUUAGAGACUGAAGUUCCUCUACUAGUUUACGAAUUUGUCAACAAUGGUACACUCUUUGAGCACAUCCACAAUAAAGACAAAGCACCCAACAUUUCUUGGGAAACUCGUCUAAGAAUAGCUGCCGAAACUGCGGGAGUCCUAUUCUAUUUGCACUCCGCUGCCGCUACUCCGAUAAUACAUAGAGAUGUCAAGUCCGCCAAUAUACUCUUAGACCACAACUUCACAGCCAAAGUGUCCGAUUUUGGAACUUCAAAGUUGGUUGCAAUUGACGAAACACAAUUGUCCACAGUGGUUCAGGGCACACUCGGGUAUUUAGACCCUGAAUAUUUGCAUACUAGCCAAUUGACUGAGAAAAGUGAUGUGUACAGCUUUGGAGUUGUCCUUGUGGAAUUAUUGACGGGAAAGAAGGCACUUUGGUUUGAAAAGCCUGAGGGGCAAAGAAGCCUUGUUAUGUAUUUUCUUACUUCUUUGAAACAAGGUUGUUUGUUUGAAAUUCUUGAGAAUCAUAUCUUAAAGGAUGGGAAUGAAGGGCAGCUCAAGGAAGUGGCUCAGUUAGCAAAAAUAUGCUUAAAUGUGAAAGGAGAAGAGAGGCCUACAAUGAGGGAAGUAGCAAUGGAAUUAGACAGAUUAAGAAUGAUGGACAAACUUUCAUGGGUUAAUGUCGAACUGAAUCCAGAAGAGAUGGAGUGCUCAGCACAAGAAGGUACGACAACUUCAAAGACCAUGUAUUAGUGGUGCUCGAUGACGGGUGAUGAUUAUUGCUGCAUGAUCUUACCAUUAUAUUUUUUCCUAUGGACAUUGUUAUGCAAUAAGGCAUUGUCAUUGUUAGAGCUUGAGCAUUUUAAAAAAUGAUUUAGUUGUUGCUUCAUGUAUAAGUAAUUUUAAUUUUGUUAUUGAUUUUUGUCUAAACUUUUCAUUUCCAGUUUGCAGUAUUACAAAUGAACUUGUUCUUGUGAAAGUUAUUUACUUUUCCUA
Molecule: messenger RNA, 2844 nt
Organism: Mangifera indica (mango)
Lineage: Eukaryota; Viridiplantae; Streptophyta; Magnoliopsida; Sapindales; Anacardiaceae
Product: putative wall-associated receptor kinase-like 16
Exons: 3
Coding region: 433-2601 (722 amino acids)
Biological process (GO): cell surface receptor signaling pathway; protein phosphorylation
Cellular component (GO): plasma membrane
Molecular function (GO): ATP binding; protein serine/threonine kinase activity; calcium ion binding
Source: RefSeq, a predicted model, not a curated record